CAUGCCACAUGCUUAUUCUUAGAAACAGACGCAAUAUGCUCUCAUAGCAUUGUAGGUUUGCGGUAUUAGUAACCCAUUGUUGUAUAAAAUUAUCAAAAUAUAUAAUGCACAAAAUCUAUAACAAUUAAAAAUGUUUUAAGGCAAUAUACAUCAUGCUCAUGGCAUCGAAGAGGAGUAGGAAAACCCCCUACAUCGGGGCGGCAGCGGGGACACGGGGAGCUGCCAGUAGGCGUAGGGCCACCUCCACACUACCCAGAGACCAUUCCAAUUCUCAAAGUAAGCUGCCAGCAGCCACCACUGUUACCAUGGUACCUUCUACUACCCCUCCAAUGGAUACCGCUCAUUUGCAUCAACCUGUACAGCAAGGGAGAGCGUCAUAUACAGUGGGAUCGUUUCAAAUCACUGGCCCCUCAGGCGGACAUGUAUCCUACCCAGUUACCUCCGGCAUUAUGGGAAGGUCGUGUAGAGUCACUACUUGCAGCAGCAGUUGCCAAAAACACAGCAGCAACUUAUCGCAGAGCGCUAGACUCCUUUACUAAAUUUCGAAUUCAAUACAUGCUUCCUGCACUAUGGCCACCUUCCGAUGAACAAAUUGUUUAUUAUUUAGCUUAUUUAUCUGCAAAUAAUAUAUCACAUUCAUCAGCAAAAUGUUACAUUAGUGGUCUCAGUUAUCAGCUUCAAAUCCAAGGAAAACAAGACACAACUAAAGUAUUCAUAGUUAAGAAAAUGCUAGAAGGUAUGCAUCGUUUAAAUCCUUCAAAUGACAUACGGGCUCCCAUUUCUCCCCCCCCCCUCUUAAAUUGCAUUACAUUGACACUCCCUUCAGUUUGCAAAAAUUAUUACGAGGCCACGUUAUUUACUUUGGCCUUUCAUUUGGCAUUCUUUGCAUUGCUUAGAAUCAGUGAGCUAACAGUUUCUCACAACUCGUCACUUGUAAUUUCCAUCCAGGAUCUUCAGUUCCUUCAAAAUCAAAUUCAACUAACCAUUAGGGGUUCUAAGACAGACCAAUAUGCUAACAGUUUGAUUGUUCAUAUCGGGCUUAGUAAUGACACCAGUCACACCACUACACUAUUUCAAACAUUGCAGCAAUAUCUACAUAGUAUACCAAGAUCACCUGUCCCAUUAUUGCUUCACUUAAAUGGCAAGCCUCUCACUUCAUAUCAGUUUACUUCAAUAUUGCGCAAAACCUUGCAGUUUAUUAAAGUAGACACAUCUACAUUCAAGUCUUAUUCUUUUCAAAUUGGGGGCGCAACAUAUAUGCACCUCUUAGGGGUUUCAGAAGAAGAUAUCAAAAUCAAGGGUAGGUGGAAAUCUAGUGCUGUCAAAUCUUACAUUCGGGUAUGGUAUUUCAUAAUUUCCAAAUGCUUGCAACAUUUCAUUGGUUAUUGAGAGUAUGCUAAGUUUGCAGGUUCCCAUAAAACUGUCUGGAUAAUUGGAUCAUCCUUGAUAUAUCAUGCAUUCAGCCACACUAAGAUCUAUUUUUGGUAAUCUGCACCUGAACCUUCUAUCCAAGAACAUUUCAAUCAGAUGGUUUGGCCAGAGGGGCUGACAUGGGAACACAUGGCACCUACAAUUCAAGGGUUGCUUGAUCAGUUUGGCCCUCCGGACGCUAUAAUGUUGCAUUGUGGUGGCAACAGCAUUGGUACAAUGUCUCUGAGACAGUUGUAAAGAUUUAUGAAACUAACCAUUUACAACCUUUAUCAAUUGUUACCUAAUUGCAGAUUUAUUUGGUCUCAAAUUUUGCCACGCACUUAUUAUCGUCACAUGUUCUCUUCAACUUCUGCAGAAAAGUCCCGCAGGAGAAUAAACAGUGCAAUGAGUGCAUUCAUAAUUCAAAGGGGAGUGGGAUAUAUUUCAUACCCAGAUCUUAAGUAUUGUUCCCCUGUUUUGUAUCGAGAUGGGGUUCAUCUAACUGAUAUUGGUCAGGUUAUAUUCUUGAAUGCCAUUCAGGGGGGUCUUUACACUAUUCUCAGGGAAGGUAUACAACACUUCCCACAGCGAACAGUUGGUUAAGGACAGUUGAUUAGUUAAUUGGCAGUGUGUCAUGGUGUUGACCAAAAUUUGCCGCAUGUGGCGGAUGUCUCCGAGCACCUUGCUCCAAAGCAGGUAUUUGUCGACAUAUGCCCGAAUUUUGAUAUUUGAAGCCCGCCCUAGAUUCCUGUUGUUUUCCAGGGUCUGGGGCCAAUAAUUGGGCUUUUGUCAUUUUUUCAUUUUCAUUGAACUUGCUACGCCAUACACUAUUGAGAAAGUCGGUGUAGAUAAUUGUCAUUGUAUAUCAUUGUCAUUGUGGAAAAUUGUCAUUGUGUGACUAACUAAUUCUAUGCCUAAUGUUACAUCCAUUUCAUUGUUUAAACACUUGCUUACCCUAAUAUUGUUCAUACCAUUGUUCAGUCAAUCAUUUGAUUUAUAUAUAAAGACAUGUAAACACUGCCAAACAGUCUUGUGGUGAUUAUUGUGUCGACAUAAUUAGAGUUAACUCCCGUUAUGGAGACAAGCAAUUCACAGUUACUUGUACAUGUGCAACGAACGAUAACUCGCGCGGGAUGCGCGAUAUUCGAUAACUAGUUCUACCCAUCACCAGAGCAUGCGCACUACGGGUGCUUUCUUUUGGAAUCUGAAGCUGCUGCAGACGAUACCCUUCCACCCAUCCCAACUUUUUAUAUUUAUCGGUGUUUGCUGUUGCGUGUCUUUCUUUCUCGUUUCAGAUUUUGGUGAACCACCAGCGUAUUAUAUCUACUUUCAUCAACCACAAGCGUCAUGACUUUAUACAGAAUGAGCUGUUCUUGUUAACUAGUGAGAUUUUAUAGGGGACUUUGUCGAAUUUUGAUAUUUGAAGUCCGCCCUAGAUUCCUGGGUUUUUUUUUCAGGGUCUGGGGCCAAUAAUUGGGCUUUUGUCAUUUUCUCAUUUUCAUUGAACUUGCUACGCCAUACACUAUGGAGAAAGUCGGUGUAGAUCAUUGUCAUUGUGUAUCAUUGUUAUUGUGAAAAUUGUCAUUGUGUGACCAACCAAUUCUAUGCCUAAUGUUACAUCGAUUUCAUUGUUUAAACAUUUACUUACCCUAAUAUUAUUUAUACCAUUGUUCAGUCAAUCAUUUGAUUUAUAUAUAAAGCCAUGACAAACACU
Molecule: messenger RNA, 3124 nt
Organism: Ostrea edulis (European flat oyster)
Lineage: Eukaryota; Metazoa; Mollusca; Bivalvia; Ostreida; Ostreidae
Exons: 2
Coding region: 421-1389 (322 amino acids)
Biological process (GO): DNA integration; DNA recombination
Molecular function (GO): DNA binding
Source: RefSeq, a predicted model, not a curated record